CACUUCGGUCCUUCCAACCUCGUCAUGCUUCUCUUGCGUGCAUUUCUUAGCGCGAGUGGCCCUUCUGGCCGCAGAUUUGCCCACCGGCGAGCGGUGGCCGGCGCUACCUUGGUAAAACCUCACUCUGGACCUCCAUCUCCGCCGCCGGCCCCUCCACGGCCGCCGCAGAAACCGGUACCCUUCACCAUGCACGGCUUCACCUGGCACGACCCUUACAGCUGGAUGUCGAAUCUCUCCGACAGUGUCUCGAUGCGCCACAUGGACGUGUACAUGGGGCAAGAGGAGAAGUACGCCGAGGCGGUGAUGAUCGCCGCCGAUGCCGACCGCCUUCAGCGCAAGCUCCAGAUCGAGAUGGCUCCUCGAAUGUCCUCUGAUCUCUGCUCACCGCCCGUUCGCUGGGGACCGUGGCUUUACUACCGCCGCGUGGAGGAGGGGAAGCCAUUUCCGGUGCUCUGCCGACGUAAAGCUAGCUUGCAGGAGGAGUUCAUUUCCUACAAUGCGCCAUCUGUCGGCUUCGACUUAACUGCCGGCAAGAGAAUUGAGCAGAAGCUGCUCGAUUAUAACGCUGAAUCUGAGCGAUUUGGAGGUUACUCUUAUGAAGAACUAUCUGAAGUUUCUCCCGAUCAUCGUUUCCUUGCAUAUACCAUGUAUGACAAAGAAAAGGACUCCUUUACUUUAUCCGUGAGGGAUUUAGCUAGUGGUACUCUACUCGACAAACCAAGGGCUAAUCGAGUUGCAAAUUUGUCAUGGGCAAUGAAUGGAAAGGCUCUGCUUUACACUGUUACAAACAAUGAAAAAAGGCCACAUCGGAUCUUCUGUAGCAUGCUUGGGUCCACUAAAGAUGAUGUUUUGAUUCUGGAAGAGUCCGAUGAGAAUGCUUAUGUUAACAUUAGAAAUACUAAGGAUUUUCAGUUUAUUACUGUAAAUAUCUUUUCAAAUACUUCUUCCAAGGUGUACUUGAUAAAUGCAGCUGAACCGCUCAACAACAUGACUUUAGUGUGGGAGUGUGAACCUCUUUCUAAUUGUAUAAUUGAGCACCAUCAUAAAAUUUUGUAUCUAUUUACGAAUGCUGCUAAAGGAGCUGUGCCCGCUGAUUCGCAUUAUCUACUUUGUUCUAGGCUUGAAGCGUCCGGUUAUGGAAAUUGGGAGAAUGUAAUUCUUGAGGAACCUGCUGUUUCUCUUGAGGAUGUUGAUUUCUGUGACACGCAUAUGGUGCUUGUUCUGAAAGAAGACAAAAGAUAUAGGCUUUGCUCAAUUUUGCUGCCUUUGGACACAAAGGGACCUGCGCAUUUGGAAAAUCUCCAUCCAUGCUUCCUGCCACUUCCAAACCAUGUUUGUCAGAUACAAUCUGGACCCAACUAUGACUAUUACUCAUCCAUUAUGCGUUUUACAAUUUCCUCGCCAGUGAUGCCUGAUGCUAUAGUUGACUACAACUUACUAAAUGGAAAUUGGAACAUAGUCCAGCAACAAAAUGUGCUUCUUGAAAGAUCAAAAACAUUAUAUGGUUUUGCUUCUUCUGUAAGUACGAAACCUCAGAACUCAAAGGGCUUCCAUGUUGCAGAUGAUGCUGAAAGUUCAAAUGGAACAUGGAAUGAGCUGACUGAGUUUUAUGCUUGUGAGUAUUAUGAUGUUUCUUCAGGGGAUGGCGUCAUGGUUCCACUGACAGUUGUAUAUUCACGGAGGCACAAGCAAGAGGGUAGUCCUGCAUUACUUCAUGGACACGGGGCUUAUGGCGAGUUAUUAGACAAGCGCUGGAGAAGUGAGCUAAAGAGUCUUCUUGAUCGGGGUUGGGUGGUUGCAUACGCCGAUGUUAGAGGUGGUGGUGGUUGUGGUAGAAAGUGGCAUCAUGAUGGAAUGCGUCUGAAGAAGCAAAAUUCUAUGAUGGAUUACAUUUCAUGUUCAGAGUUUCUUAUAGAAAAGGGUAUUGCUCAUAAAGAUAAGCUUGCUGGGUGGGGAUAUAGUGCUGGUGGUCUACUAGUUGCUUCAGCAAUCAAUGCUCGUCCAGACUUAUUUCGGGCGGCAAUUUUGAAGGCUCCUUUCCUAGAUGCAGUAAACACCCUUCUCUAUCCUAUUUUGCCUCUCAACCCAGUUGAUUAUGAAGAGUUUGGCUAUCCUUUGGACCUUGAAGAUUUGCUUGCUAUUAGAAAAUACUCUCCUUAUGAAAAUAUUAAGAAGGAUGCCCUUUAUCCAUCUGUGCUGGUGACUUCAUCUUUUAAUACAAG
Dendrobium catenatum is the source of this 2222-nucleotide messenger RNA. RefSeq names its product protease 2. Lineage: Eukaryota; Viridiplantae; Streptophyta; Magnoliopsida; Asparagales; Orchidaceae. The record is from RefSeq and is a predicted model, not a curated record. Gene Ontology annotation, biological process: proteolysis. Gene Ontology annotation, molecular function: serine-type endopeptidase activity.